AUGGAGACACCCCCCGAGCACUGUCCGGGCACCGAGAGUGAGCAGGCCGGGCUGGCGGACGCGUGUGCGGGCUGCCCCAACCAAGAGAUCUGUGCUAGUGCACCCAAGGGCCCCGAUCCGGACAUUCCAGCCAUCACAGAAGCGCUGCGUGACGUCCAGCACAAGAUCCUCGUGCUAAGUGGCAAGGGCGGGGUUGGAAAAUCGACUUUUGCCGCUAUGCUGGGCUGGGCCUUGAGUGCCAAUGAAAACCAGGAGGUCGCCAUGCUCGACUUGGACUUUUGCGGACCGUCUUUGGCCCGAAUUAUGGGCACUGAAGGCGAGCAAAUCCACGCCGCUGCCUCGGGCUGGACCCCGGUGUACGCAGACGAUAACCUGGCGGUAAUGAGUAUUGCAUAUAUGCUUCCGAACAGCGAUGAAGCGGUCAUUUGGCGAGGCCAGAAAAAAAACGGCCUGAUCAAGCAGUUCCUCAAAAAUGUCGACUGGGGUAACCCUAUCGACUACAUGCUGGUCGACACUCCGCCCGGAACUAGCGAUGAGCAUCUGAGCAUUAACCAGUACAUGUCGCCCAGUGGACUAGACGGGGCAGUCAUAAUCACCACUCCUCAAGAGGUGGCCCUGCUCGAUGUCCGCAAGGAAAUCGACUUCUGCCGAAAGGCCGGCAUCCGCGUGCUGGGACUGAUCGAAAACAUGGCCGGAUUCGUCUGCCCCAAUUGUCAGGGCAAGUCCGACAUCUUCAUUCCUACCACAGGCGGCGGCAAGCAGCUCGCCCAAGAACUAAAUGUUCCCUUUUUGGGUUCUGUACCCCUAGACCCCCGCAUUGGCCAGUGCAGCGACCGCGGCGAGAACUUCUUCGAGGCGUUCCCCGACAGCGUCGUCACCACUGCACUCAACGGCGUGAUCACCCAGCUCAACGCUCAGAUCCGCGGCAUUCCUACACCGUAA
This is a messenger RNA of Wickerhamiella sorbophila, 942 nucleotides long. Its product is annotated as Cytosolic Fe-S cluster assembly factor NBP35. Gene Ontology annotation, biological process: iron-sulfur cluster assembly. Gene Ontology annotation, molecular function: ATP-dependent FeS chaperone activity; ATP binding; 4 iron, 4 sulfur cluster binding. The record is from RefSeq and is a predicted model, not a curated record. The coding region runs from base 1 to 942 and encodes 313 amino acids. Lineage: Eukaryota; Fungi; Ascomycota; Dipodascomycetes; Dipodascales; Trichomonascaceae. The transcript has a single exon. Gene Ontology annotation, cellular component: cytosol.